GCCGUAACGCUUUCUCACGAUUCUCUACUUCUCUGCAGCUUCUUCUCCUUUUUGUUUUUUUCUUUCUCUUUCCUUUUCCACCUACCACCCUCAUAUAUCUUUAUAAGUUCUGGUUUUUCUCUAGGGUUUUACCUUUUCCAUCGAUCUCACCAUUGAUAUCUACCAUUCAUAUCUUACAUGCAGAAACUAUUCUUUUAAGCUCCCAAUCUCAUACCAUCUCCUCCGAUUUCUCUUCCGGUUCAGUUUCAGUUUCACUUCUCUCCUUCCUCCUCUUGCAUGUGGACGUAUCGUUCUCUUCAUCUAUCUCCCUCCGUCUCUGUAAAUCUCCCUCCCAAAUCAUAAAUAUAAAUUGUGGGUUUUUUUUUCUUUUAAGAACUUGGAUAGAACUUCUCCUUAAAAGCUAGCCAUUAAGAAGAGGGUGUCCAAGUCCUUAUAAACCUUCGCAUCGGGGACGGAAUUGCUUGAAAAAAUCUAAUCCUUAAAGAAAAGGUGCCCAAGUCCUUAUAAGUCUUCACAUUGGGCGACAGGCGACGGAAUUGCUUCCGAAAAAUCUAAAAUGUUCAUCGACUCUGCGGUCUCAACCUUUUUCUUUCAUCCUUCCUUCUGCAUGGAUGAUGGUGAAGGAGAUGAAUCAGAAUCACACCAACAACCCAAGCCACCAGAACAAUCCAAACCCAAAUCAGAAGCAGGAAGAUGGGCAGGAACGCCGAGGUGAUCAGAACUCUUGCAUUGUCCGUGAACAGGAUCGUUUCAUGCCUAUAGCAAACGUGAUAAGGAUUAUGCGUAAGGUUCUCCCUAACCAUGCCAAGAUAUCUGAUGAUGCCAAGGAGACCGUACAGGAAUGCGUUUCUGAGUUCAUUAGCUUCAUAACUAGUGAAGCCAACGAUCGUUGCCAGCGAGAGCAGCGAAAGACUAUCACCGCUGAGGACGUUCUGUGGGCUAUGAGCAAGCUAGGGUUCGAUGACUACAUGGAUCCCCUCACCCUUUACCUGCAGCGUUACCGUGAGAUCGAAGGCGACCGUGGCUCUAUCCGUGGCGAUCCAUUGAUGAAGCGAAGCGUCGACCUGGGUACUGCCUUGAAUGUUGCAACCUUUGCCCCUGCGGCGUUUCAUAUGGGCCAUCACCAGGGCCUCUUCGGCGUUGGAGGAGCUCAUCUUGGUGGGUACUUCAGGGACGCGUCGGGCGCGGGCCCUUCUGCUCAUGCUGCCAUGGCUAGCCUUGAUCCUUUUGCACCGUUUAUUAACAAGUGAAGAGAAAGUUUCCCGUUGAAGAUAAGUAUAGUUAGUUUGAUAGAAAGGAAGAGAUUAUCAGUUUUGGUGCUGUGGUAUAGCGCCAUACGAUUGCAAGAACUAACUAUAAUAGCUGGUAUUAUCUAUCUUUAAUUCCUGUUUUCUUUUCUUUUUUUUCUAAUCAAGAAGGACAACCGUGAAGGGUUGUUUUAACUGUAGUGGUUUUCAAGAGUUUUGGAUCUUGUUCUUAGCUCAAAUUUGAAUAAUUCAUGAAUGAGUUUUGUUUA
Messenger RNA from Macadamia integrifolia, 1516 nucleotides. RefSeq names its product nuclear transcription factor Y subunit B-1-like. Gene Ontology annotation, biological process: regulation of transcription by RNA polymerase II. Gene Ontology annotation, cellular component: nucleus; CCAAT-binding factor complex. Lineage: Eukaryota; Viridiplantae; Streptophyta; Magnoliopsida; Proteales; Proteaceae. The record is from RefSeq and is a predicted model, not a curated record. Bases 612 to 1250 code for a protein of 212 amino acids. Gene Ontology annotation, molecular function: protein heterodimerization activity; DNA-binding transcription activator activity, RNA polymerase II-specific; RNA polymerase II cis-regulatory region sequence-specific DNA binding. The transcript is spliced from 2 exons.